AUGGAGAAUACGCCCAUUAAAAGUGAAGAACAACCUCUUGUGACUUCCAACAGUGAGACUGCCACCGUUGCUGCUUCUGAUACUGACAGUACCACUGUUACUACGAAUAAUAAUAAUAACAGCAACACCACAAAUGCUGCUGCUGAAGAUUCAAUUGCAACUGUAAAUAGCAGUUCUCCAACUGCAGCCGAUCCCAACGAUUUUCCAACUUCCUUUCAACAACUCCAUGAAGCCGUUUUAGCUGCAGUGAACAGCAAUUCCUUACCAAAUAGCUUCUUUGCCGCCGCCGCCGCCGCCGCCGCCGCUAGUCAGAAUGUCCCCAUUCACCCUCAAACGUUUGAUCAAACAGACCUUGAUCAAACGCAAGUUCAGGUUGCUGCGCAAACUCAAGCAUCAUUGCAAUCACAUUCGCAACCACAGCAUACUGAAAAGCCCGCUAAACGCACAACAGCUAUUUCGGAGCUUGAUGAAGCCAAGAGAGAAAGUAUCCGUGCUUCGAACAGAGAAAGAAAGAAAAAAUGGCGUCUUCAUAAUGAAGAGAGAAAUAAAGAUAACGAUUUGAGAUGCAGAGUCAACAAGAGGGCAAAUAAAGUAUUCGGUGCAGAAGAUUCACCACAAAAACAAGCUUGGAUACAGGAAGAGUUUGAGAAACGACGUCAGAAACGCAUGGAUAAAGAACGAAGAAAGCAUAUCGUGAACAAUGUAUUAAGUGUACCAAGUGCUGCUUCUAAUAUUCCCACUGGAAGUGCGGCCGAAAGUUCAACUACCACACCAACUGCCACUCCUCGCCUUGAUGAUAACUUAGCUGCGCAAAAUCUUGCCCAAGCUAAUCAACUCGCUAACUCCUUCUACUUACCGCAAAUUGAUACAGAAGCUGCAGCCAAGAUUUUGGGACUCUCUUCUGAUUUGCAUCGACAAUUAUUGGAACAGUUGAAUGGAAAUUUGAUGGCCUUGUCUAACGGAAUUCUACAAUCGACACAAGCAGCAGCAGCAGCAGCAGCAGCAGAGAAUCUAACUCCCACCAUUACGAACGAACAAACGAACUCCAACAAUGAUACGACAAUGACUGAGGCAAUUUCUCCCACACAUACUGAGGAUCAUAAGUCUAUAGAAAUCAGUCAGAUUCCUACAACAUCAGAUGAUACUGCCCUCUUAUCAAAUAAUACCUCUACAAAUGAAAUGAUGACAGUAGAUGGAGAAUCAAAAGCAGCAGAAUCGGAAGAUAAAACUACAUCAACUUCAACUGAAAACAUUACUGAAGAAAAGACAAACGAAGAUAUCAUGAGCAAACAACUCCUAAGUACUAGCACAGAGGAAAACAAGCAGGAGGAUGGUGGAAAUGAAGAUGGAAGGGAAGAAAAAAAGUCUGAAUAUCCUAUGGACGCUGUUCUUACUUUAAUGCAAUUGAAUGCAGGUUGGCGCCACUAG
Messenger RNA from Mycotypha africana, 1428 nucleotides. RefSeq lists its product as uncharacterized. NCBI's taxonomy places the organism in Eukaryota, Fungi, Mucoromycota, Mucoromycetes, Mucorales, Mycotyphaceae. The coding region runs from base 1 to 1428 and encodes 475 amino acids. The transcript has 3 exons. The record is from RefSeq and is a predicted model, not a curated record.